This is a messenger RNA of Centruroides sculpturatus (bark scorpion), 1870 nucleotides long. Its product is annotated as jerky protein homolog-like. Gene Ontology annotation, cellular component: nucleus. The transcript is spliced from 3 exons. Gene Ontology annotation, molecular function: DNA binding. The record is from RefSeq and is a predicted model, not a curated record. Lineage: Eukaryota; Metazoa; Arthropoda; Arachnida; Scorpiones; Buthidae. Bases 215 to 1870 code for a protein of 551 amino acids.
GCUGUGGCGCUGCAAUUUUUAGCUAUGUCUUGGGCUACUCCAAUAUUUUCGUGUUUGUGUAUGUGUUUUAACUGGCAGCACUGGUAUUUUUGGACUCUGUAUCCAGAGGUGUGUCGUGCUUAAUCAAAAUUUGUUUUCAUCAGGAACAUUUAACUUUGGAUCCGUAAAUUUUUUACUUUUAACAGAUCGCUCUAUAGUUGUUGUAACGUUUGCAAUGGCCAGUAAACGUAAACGCGUUGUUCUCAGUGUUUCCGAUAAACUUAAAAUAAUAGAUCAGUUGAAGUGUGGUGCUAGUGGAUCAAGCUUAGCUCGGAAAUAUGGAGUUGGAAAUGCCACAAUAUCGGACAUUAAAAAGAACAGUAAUGCCAUUAAAAAAUUUGCGAGUGUACUUGACAGUGAAGACGGAAGCUUGCACAGAAAAACGAUGAGAAUGGCAGAAAACAAGGAUUUGGACAUUGCAGUUUUCACGUGGUUCAUGCAGGUACGUAGCCAAGGACAACCAAUAAGUGGCCCUUUGAUCUGCGAAAAUGCUCUUCAAAUGAACAAGAAACUAGGCAGUAAAGCUGAUUUUAAAGCGACUUCCGGCUGGCUUAAACAUUUCAAAUCUAGGCAUGGAAUUAGGGAAUUGGACAUCCAGGGUGAAAAACUGUCCGCUGAUACUGAAUCAGCUAAAAGUUUGAAAGUGUCUUUUAAGAACAUGAUCGAUAAGGAGGACUACAAAAAAACCAAUGUCUACAAUGCAGACGAAACUGGUUUGUAUUGGAAAAAAAUGCCAACAAAAACCCUAGUUUCUAAGAAUGAAAUGUCAGCACCUGGUUUUAAGGUAAGCAAAUUACGCAUUACUGUUAUGGUAUGUGGAAAUGUUACCGGAACACACAGGCUAUCUUUGUUAAUCGUAGGAAAAUCUAGAAAUCCGCGGUGCUUUAAAAGAAUAAAAAAAUUGCCGGUGACCUACAAAAAUCAAAAGAAUUCAUGGAUGGAUACAACCAUUUUUAUAGAAUGGUAUGACACUGUAUUUAUCCCUGAAGUCAAAAAGCACCAGCUUAUAACUGGAAAUUCUGGAAAUGUUUUGUUGUUAAUUGAUAACGCCCCAAGCCAUCUCGGAAAGUUUAAAGUUGUUUACUUGCCUCCCAACGUUAUUCCAAUCCUCCAACCGAUGGACCAAGGGGUCAUUGAAAGCUUCAAACGAUAUUACAGGAAGGCAUUGCUGCGUAUGAUAAUAAUCGGGGAGAAAUGUGAAAAAACAAUUCAGCAAGUGUACGCUGAAAUUAACUUAAAGGAUACUAUGUACAUGGCAGCAGAAACUUGGGCUACUGUCAAGGACAGUACACUAGCAACAGCUUGGAAUAAGCUCCUACCAUCAGAUGAGCCUAUCACUGCACCUAAAGAGCCAACAAGGAGCCAAUUUGAAUCACAACUGUUUGCCCUCAUUAAAGAUUGCUCAGGACUUAAAGAAUGUGAUAAAGAAAACAUUCAAGACUGGCUUAAUUGUGAUGUCAAUGACCAUGGCAAUCAAAUAUUGUCGGACGAUGAAAUCAUUGCCAAUGUCUCGAUGACCAAGACCCCUGCGAUAACGAGGAAGACGGAGGCUAACGACGCUGACCGUGCUGAUAAAGGACCAUCCAGUGAGGAAGCUUUUCAUUGCCUUGAGACGGCUCUGAAGAGGUUAGAAGAGCAAGAAUAUGAUGCUAUCCAAUUGCUGUUUUUAAGACGUUAUAUAAAGAACUAUUCUAGGAGCUGCGAACCUAUGGCACUCGUGACCAAAGUGGCACAUAGUGAUAAAGAAAAAGAAUGCAUCACUUGCGGGAAAACUUUGGAAGACGACUGGAUUCAAUGUCAUAAAUGUAAGGAAGGAUUGGACUCGAGUUGA